Molecule: messenger RNA, 4027 nt
Organism: Lepisosteus oculatus (spotted gar)
Lineage: Eukaryota; Metazoa; Chordata; Actinopteri; Semionotiformes; Lepisosteidae
Gene: fam234a
Product: family with sequence similarity 234 member A
Source: RefSeq, a predicted model, not a curated record
AAAUAAAAUAAAGGGGCCACAAUUGUUCAGUUUGUAUGAAACAUAGGUAUGGGAAGCAAUUCAAAUUCAGCUUAAUUACACAUACACACACAGUCUCACUUCACACAAGCAGCACUCAUUAAACUGAGGAAUGUCAGAACCAACGAGCACGUAAACUUGGUUACCCAGAUGUGCUGCUCAACUGACUUUCCACGGUAUUACACAAGUAGUUUGCCUUAUAAUUUUGCGGUCAAGCUCCUUAACUCCUUAAAAAAAGAAAAACGCAGCAGCACCACCAACUACGCAUUAACACGUCAUCACGUGGUGCUAUGAAUGAGAUGUAAUUCUGUUUUCUACCAUCCCGCUGCGUUGUCAACAGUCCCUUCUUAACCAAGAAAGAGCGACGUGAAGGAAACUGCCGCUACACAGCUCAACCACGCCAAAAAGCCAAGACUGCACAGCCCUUUACGUCCUUGCAGGUGCGCAGGUUAAACACCGCUGCGAACAGCGGAAAGCAAAAACGCUUAGUCUUUAAAGCGAGGAAGCUCUGCUCCGUCAUGACGAUUCGCUUUUCAACAGCGAAUCAAAACCGAAAACGCCUCUGGCCCUUAGCAGGUACUGAGCCGCCAUUGCUGUCUGAGACGGCACCGUUGUGUCCAGCAGGCCACAGACUGCAAUCGACAUUUGUAAAUAAGGGCUGCUUUCUUUCACACUUGGAAAGGCUGACCUACCACGGACUGGAAUUAAUCCCUACCUCGCUCAGCUGCCGGGUGUUCUGAGUAGUCCCGUCAAGCACGCGAGGCCGAGACCUGCAGGGGCAGCAGACGGAGCUGUGCCCCCGAGUGCCAGGCUCUCCCCGACGCCCCGCGCGGACCCUGCGGCUGUGAUGCGCUGAGAAGAUGUCGGACAGCGCCAGCAGCGUGGCCGAGGCCCAGCCCCUGAAGGCGGAGGAGAGGGAGGGCCCGCCAGCCCCCCAGAAGAAGCAGGGGGGCUGCCGGGCCGGCUCGGGCCUCUCGCGCCUGUCCCACUGGCGCACGGCUGCCUUCUUCCUCUCGCUCUUCCUCUGCCUCGCCAUCGUCUUCGCCUUCUCCUUCAUCAUCCCCUGCCCCGUGCGGGCCGUCUCACUGCGGACCUGGAACAGGACCUUCGCCGACGCUGGAGCGUACAACUUUCUGGCAAUAAUGGACGUCAACAGAGACAAAGUUAUGGACGUGGUUUUUGCCUACAAGGACUCGACUGGCAGCCUGAAUACAACGUGCAGCGAUAAGAAUCUGUCCUCCCCUUGCGUGGUCUUGGCCGCGGCGUCGGGGACAAACGGCAGCCCGCUGUGGGAGCGCCCCCUGGAGGCGGAGCUGCGCUGGGCGCAGUGUGGCGUGGAGGGGCUGGGGGGGCUGGACACGGCAGGCUGCCUGGUUUCGCACUCCAGCUUCCUGACGGCCGUCGACCAGCACCGAGGACAGGUGUUGUGGACCGUGCCCGGGCCUCCAGGGCUGGACCUCCAGCUCCCGGUUCUGACUGCUCCGGACCUGGAUGGGGACGCGGUGCAGGACGUGGUCCUGAUCGGAGUGACCCAGAACAUGACGAAGGCCAUCAUUCUGUCGGGUAAAACGGGCAGCGGGAUGGGCGCGGAGGUGGUCCUGGAACAGGAAGCAGUAUCGGGACACCUCCUACACACGACCGAACGGGGCGCCCCCUACGUGCUUCUCCAGACCGGAUCUGGGGUGCAGGGGUACGCGCUGAGGACCAUCGCCGCCCAGGCGGAGGAGGGCAGCGAGACGAGGCUGAAGACGGACUCGCAGUGGGAGGCCAAGGCCGGCCCAGGGGGGCGUGUGCCCGUGGACAGGUCCAGCUCGGUGCGCUACCUCACGAAGGCGGCGCAGAGGAGUGGGGUCCCGCACUUGCUGGUGGUCACCGCGGAGCACACCAGGAUGAUCCACGGGCAGAGCCUGGAGACGCAGUGGACGGUCAACGCCAGCGGCGUGCUGAGUGAACCGUCUUUUGGAUACUUCAGCCGUGACAGCAGGGAUGAGACCCCUGAUGUGGUGAUCGAAGCGGACGUUGGCCACGGCAUGAAGAAGGUCCUGAUCCUGGAUGGGAGUUCAGGGGCCGUGCUGUGGGAAGAGACGAUGGUUCACCGGGCCGGCAGCCCCAGACCAGCCUCCGUCAACACGCUCAGCUACAACUCGGUGUUCGUGUUCUGGGGAGCCGCGGCCAGGGGGAACGGCACCUCUGCAUCCCCGAAGGAACGCUUCAUGUACAUGCUACACCCUUCCCAGCCCGACGCGCUCCUGGAGAAGAGCAGCACCCCCGACCCCAUCGCGGCCUUCAAGGCGGCGCUGUUCGAGAAGGGCCGGCACGCCUGCCUGGUGCUGCUGACGGGGCCGGAGGGGCAGGGCGCGGCGGGCGAGGUGACGCUGGCCAAGCGCAAGCUGAAGGACGACGUCCCGGAGAGCCGGGUGCUGUGGCUCCGCGGGGGCGGCGGUCCCAGCAGAGACCAGGAAGUCCGGGAUUUCUUCAACAACCUGCGCUUCAAGCAAGACCACUGAUGAGGAGCGCGGGCCCCCCCAACGCCCAUCGCUACCGGGGCCGUCCGAAACACGCCGACGGCCCCCACCGGGGCCAAGCGCAGGUCCCGGGACUUCCCAGCGUCCCCCGAUCACAGAGGGCGAUGAUGUUCAGCUGCCGGGAGCGGCUUUCAAUUAACGCUGAUUCUUCCUGUCUUCUAGCGAGCUGCAGACGUUUUAAAAGCUGCACGAGCUACUGUACGUUUUUUUCUUGAUGCUGUGUUGUGGACAGGGCGGGGGGCCAUCUUGGAUCUAAAUGGCACAACCGCUGACGGCUGCCGCAAGUCCAGACCUUUGCGGUGGGCUGCGGUGUUGGGAAGUGUGGAUAUUCUAUCCGAGGUGUUGGAAAGGAAACUUUGUAGGAGAAGCACUUGGUGGGGGGAAAAACUAAUACCAAAGAAAAUUUACCAGCAGAACGAGUUAAUCCACUGAUUUGCAGAUCGGUUGGAGUCUUUUUUUUUUUUCAGAACCACAAAGGACUUUUCAUCAUUUCCUUGGCAAUCCUUUUACCUUCACGUUUUUUUUUCCUCUUGAAUUUGGAUCAAAAAGCUGCUGCGUUGUUUCUAGAGGGAGAGAAAUAUUCUGCAGUGCUGUUUUCUUGUUGUGUGAGUGUGCCUUGAUUGGAGGGGUUUUGUGUGUAUGGGCGUGUUGUCUUGGUUUGGCAGAUGUACAACCCAGAAACUUGGCGAGGGGAUACAAGGAGCGCUUGGGGUCGCUCUCGGCAUGUCUCCUUGAGUCCUGAUUCUCCACCCCUGUACCCUGUCAACCAGUCUCUUUCAGACCUGCGUCACUCCAACAGGAAUAAUCCCAGUGUGGGCCACAGGACAUAUUGAAUGCUAUACCCUGCUUACGAUGUAGUCAGUCUAACUGUGAUUUGUAUGGCUGUCUGUACAUUAAUACAGUACAAAGCUAUGAAAAUGAAGCAAUCUAUAAAUAUUAUCUUUGUGCAAUACCAAAAAGCUAUCAAACAAUAAGGAUGAUGCACAAACUAGCAAAGCCCCCAGCAGAUGGGGAAUGUGUACUUUUGAAGAAGCAGCGAUGGCCUCACAGCAGGUUUUAACUGCAUUCCAGAACUGGUUUAGAGAGUACUAGUAUGUAAAUCCAUCUUUAGUCUUUACGCUGUCCUGCUGGCCUCGGACUGUUCCCUGAGCACGGUUCCACUGCAUGGCUGUUUGCUGUUAUUUAUUUUGACAUGAUGGUUCUGUAAAAGUUUAGAAUUUGUUGUAGUCAAGCUGUUGUUUACUUGAUUCAAUGAGCAAUAUAAAUACAGCUUUUCAGAGCUGGAUUGCUUUAAAAUGUAUUUAGUUUGCUUCUGAAAAUGUCAAUAUAUUGAGUUUCAAAAAUGUAGUGGUGUGUAGACUCUGAAAGAGACCAGAUGGGGGAAUUAUAUACUGUAAAAUUCUAUUUCUGUUUUUUGUUUCCCCCUCUGAAAUUGAGAGAAAUAUUUGUUCUAAUAAAUUUGAAAAGGGCUUUUUAAAGAGGUG